Closterium sp. Yama58-4 is the source of this 3675-nucleotide messenger RNA. The record is from the annotation of a GenBank genome assembly. NCBI's taxonomy places the organism in Eukaryota, Viridiplantae, Streptophyta, Zygnematophyceae, Desmidiales, Closteriaceae.
AUGUGCGAGCUGGUGGCGGGCUGCGAGGCGAGCGGCGAUGGGGUCGUGGGUGGACGCGCGCGCGCUGCAUCCGCGUGCGUCGCGCGCUCCCCGUCGUCCUCCCCCAUGACGCUGCCCUCCGCGUCCUCGUCGCCCCUCAGCCUCUUCACGCCCUUGUCGCACCACCGCUCGCCGCUGCUCUCGCCCUGCCCCUCCCCCUCGCCGCUGCGCACGCUUGACGAGGAUGCGGCGGACGCCGCGGAGGGGCUUGAGGAGCGGCAGUGGGGAAUGGCGGGGAUUCGCGGGGCAGCGGCGGAGGCGGGCGCAGGGGUCGGGUUGGCGGGAGGUUGCGCGCCGAUGCGGCGGAGUGCGGCGUCGGUGUCGAUGCCGUCGCUGUGCGCCGCGCCGUGGGAGGGCGACGGGCUGACGGCGAGCGCGUGGCUGCCGGGCGGCAGCGGGCGAUGGACUCCCGGCGGCGCUGCGGCGUGGCUGGCGCGCGACGAGAGCGAGCGAUGGGCGACCCACGGCGAAUGGGCGGUGGGCGAGCGCAGUGCGCGGAGAGGAGCGGCGGGCCCUGGGAGAAUCAGAACGACAGGGACGGCGAAGGAAGGCGGCCAGGCAGGGGGAGGGCAGCGCCCUGCGACAGGCGGAGGGGCGAGAGCGGGGGCGGGAUGGCGGGAGCUUGGACGGGAGGCGGAAGGGCGAGGGGGCUUGUGGGGGCCGCGGGCGAGGGAGGUGGGCGGCGCGAAGCGGGGCGUGCGGGGGCGAGGCAGGGACGGGUCGUGGGGGGGCGAUGAGAGCGGCGCGGCCAGCGUGGGCGGGGAUUGGGCGGAGGAUGUGGCGGAAAGGGAGGCGGAGGAGGGGAGGGGGAGGGAGAAGAAGGCGAAGGGCGGAAUGGUGGCGGGUGCUGGUGAGGACGCGCGGGUUGGAGAGAGGAGCAGCGGUGCUGGCAGGGGGGACAAGAAUGCGGGGGGCGGGGGAGUGAGCUUGGAGCGCGAGCUGCAGGAGUGGCUGGGCGCUGCACUGCCGUGCGCCACCCACAGGGGCAGCAGCGGGGCGAACGAGCAGCCCCCAGGCGGAGUGGAUGCGAGCAGGGCAGCGGCGAGCGGUGAGGGCGCGAGCAGGAGCGGUGAGGGCGCGAGCAGGAGCGGUGAGGGCGCGAGCAGGAGCGGUGAGGGCGCGAGCAGGAGCGGUGAGGGGGGGGUUGCUGGUGGCAUGGUGGCGGAGCAGCAGCAAGCAGGCGUGAGCGAGCCCGAGGGGAGGAAUGGGGGGAGGGCGGGCGAGCAGCGAGAGGGGACGGGGGCGGAGGCGCAGCAGGUGGUGUUCCGUGUGACGGCACAGGAGCAGGGUCGCCGCCCCGCCGCUUGGAAGCCCGAGGUUGAGCCCCGCCGAAGCAGGCAGUCAGGUUCGAUGUUUGGGUCGGGGGAGGAUGCGUUGACACUGGAGUCGUUUCUGUUCGGCGGCAGGAGGGCGCGCGCAGGGCUGCGGGGUCAGGGCGCACAGACGUGGCAGGUGGAUGACGGCAAUGGUGCGAGGCAAGGCGGGACUGGCGGGGCCGGCGUGGGCGGAGGCAGCGAUGUGAAGGUGGGUGCGGUGCAGGCGGAUGGCAGCGCCUCGCCCGCUGGUCCCAGCCAUGCCCUGGCAGCAGCCGACACCGUGGCGGGCAUGGCGGGCAUGGCGGGCAUGGCGGGCAUGGCGGGCGUGGUGUGCUGGUGUCUGCCGUGGGUGGCGGCAGCAAGGGGCGCACGGGUGGUGGGUGGGUCGCUGGACGUGGCUGCUGCCGUGGCGGCGCUGGGUGGCACAGAGGGCGCGGAGGCUGAGGCUGCAAGCAGCGGUGGUAGCAGGGGGGCAUGGGAGGGCGCGGGCAAGGCGGCGCAGCAGCAGGAGGCGAGCAGCGGGCAGGCGGAGGGUGCAGUGGAAGCGGAUGGGGGAGGGCAGCGCACAGAGACAGGCGUGAGGCAGGGGGAUGGCGGGGCAGCGGUGGUGGGAGGGAAGUGGAAAGGAAGAGGGGGUGCGCGCAGGCAACAAGGCAGUGCGGGCGAGGUUGAGCGCGCCUUCGAGGUGGCGCCCGCCCACCUGCUCGCCCUGCACCGGUGGCUGCUGCACUCAGCGGCAUCCCUGCUGCGCGCCGUGGAGCGGAGCCGCGCCGCACUGCCACGGCUGCAGUGGGCGGCGCUGCAGGAGGUGCUGCCGCGCUGCCAGUCGCUGCUCUCUGCUGCUGCCACCCUGCACCGCCGCACACCGCAUGCUGCCAGCGACACCUUGCAUGCACAUGCAGCUGCUGCAGCCAGGCUGGGUGGGGGAGGGGGAGCCGCGGCAGCGACAGCAGCGGCGGGUGCUGGCGUGUGCAGCCCUCCCCACAGCUCUUCAUCCGCUUCCCCCGCCUCCUCUGCUGCCCCCCAUGCCACUGCUGCGCCUUACAGCGCUGCGGAGCGUGGUGCCUGUGGGGGGGGCGGUGGUGGGGGCAGCAGCAUGGAGGAGGAUGGGGCUGGCAGGCACAUGGGCGGGGCGGUGCAAGGGAGGGGCGCACACGCGGAUGAGGGCAGGGCGCAGGGCAGCGAGGAUGAGAGCAGAGGGGCCGGCUGUGAGCGUAGAGCAGGGGAGGGGUCAGGGUGGGCCGCCUCUGCUGUUGCUGCUGCUGGCAGUGCUGAUGGGGACGACGCCUGUGUGCCAGUUGCCACCUCGGGUGCGCACGGCCAUGUGCCCCAGCAACCUCACCAUGCUCAGCAGCGUGUGGGGGCAGGAGGGGAUGCAGCGGGUGGUGCUCUUCCUGACACCGUGCAUGCGCCUCCUGCCUGCACGCCCUCUCACCUCACCACCACUCAUGCCCUCCUGUGCGUCCCACCACCACUCACACUGCCCGCUGCUCCAAGCGCUCCCCAUACUGAAGCCACCCCGUGUGGGAAAGCCACCCCGUGUGGGAAAGCCACCCCGUGUGGGAAAGCCAGUCGGCAAGAGCCCUCCGUGCCGUCCUUCCCUUGCUUCUCGCCAUUUGCCGCUGCAGCCACUCCCCCCCAAGCAGCAGGGACUCCCCUGCACGUGCCCUGGGCGGCGAGGGCAGCGGGGCAUCGAGUGAGUCGCAGCAUGGACGGCAGCAGUGACGUGGCGUCGGGGCUGAGCGGUGGUGCGUCGGGGCUGAGCGGUGGUGCGCGGCAGCAGUUUGUGGAGAGCAGGCGGCGGCAGCAGCAGGCGGUGCAGGCGUGCGUGCAGGCGCUGCAGGGCGGGCUCUUCUCCCCGUACGGCCGCACCACUCACACCGCCGGGCAUGCUGCCACCAGCAGGUGGCGAGGGGGCGCAGCAGAGGGUGCAGUGGGCAGAGGCAUUGAGGGCAGCAGUGGGGACGGAGGGGAGCGAGCAGGGGAAGAGGGCGACGAGAUGGGGGAGGACGAGAUGGGGGAGGACGAGAUGGGGGAGGACGAGAUGGGGGAGGACGAGAUGGGGGAGGACGAGAUGGGGGAGGACGAGAUGGGGGAGCACGAGAUGGGGGAGCACGAGAUGGGGGAGCACGAGAUGGGGGAGCACGAGAUGGGGGAGCACGAGAUGGGGGAGCACGAGAUGGGGGAGCACGAGAUGGGGGAGCACGAGAUGGGGGAGCACGAGAUGGGGGAGCACGAGAUGGGGGAGCACGAGAUGGGGGAGCACGAGAUGGGGGAGCACGAGAUGGGGGAGCACGAGAUGGGGGAGCACGAGAUGGGG